AUGACAAUUAGUAAUUACAGCGUAAUAGAGUUUGGGAAUAUUCUAAAUAAUAGAGAAAUAACAAAAAAUGCAAUAGUAGGAAUCAUUAAACAAAUAUUAUAUAGUAGGAAUCAAUGUUCAAUGCCAUUAGAUACCAUAAUAAACGAAUAUAAUACUAAAAUAAAUAACAGCCAUAACGAUGAGGAAGGGGGCAAUACAACCAAUAACAGUUAUAAAGUACCUUUUAAAAAGAAAAGGUUUAUAGAAAGUUCUCAAAAACUAUUUAAUGGUUUUUCAAAUAUUUAUAAAGAAAAUGAAUCCAUUCCUCCUCCACCACCAAAAAUAGUAGCAUUAUUAUUGGGCUCAUCAAUAUUUAGUUUAAAAGAGAUAUAUUUGUUUCUAUUAGAUAACAGUUAUGAAUCUAAUAAUAAUAAUAAUAAUAAUAAUAAUAAUAAUAAUAAUAAUAAUAAUAAUAAUAAUAAUAAUAACGAUAGCAAUAAUAAUAAUAGUAAUAAUGGUAAUAAUAAUACAUUAAGAAGAAUAAUGAUAAAUAUAAUUCAAAAUUCACCAGAAACUUUUAUAAAUAUAUCAUUAAAGUCAUAUGUGGUAAUGUACAGCAAUAGAAUAAACCAAGAUAUAGAAAAUAGUGAUAAAAGCAAAGAUAAUUUAUAUGAUGAAGAGGAGGCUGUUUUUAUUCCACAACAAGAUUUUAAAUUAAAAUUAAAGAAAUCUACAAAAAUCCAAGUUUUCAAUUUUACAGAUUCAAAUAUUAAUGAUAUUAUUAAAAUUACCCCAACUCAAAUUCAAAUAAAAAAGUCACUAGCCAAAGUACAACCGCAACUCAAUGAUAGUAUGAACUCAAGUAUAUCAAGUAUGGAGAUUGACAGUAAAUAUGAACAAGAAUGCGAUGAUGAAAGCUACCUGUGGUAUCAAUUUUCAGAAUCAAUUAAUGGAAUUAAAUAA
This is a messenger RNA of Dictyostelium purpureum, 942 nucleotides long. RefSeq lists its product as uncharacterized. The record is from RefSeq and is a predicted model, not a curated record. The transcript is spliced from 3 exons. Lineage: Eukaryota; Evosea; Eumycetozoa; Dictyosteliales; Dictyosteliaceae. Gene Ontology annotation, cellular component: nucleus. Gene Ontology annotation, biological process: regulation of exit from mitosis. The coding region runs from base 1 to 942 and encodes 313 amino acids.